GUUCGUAACCGUUAGUCGUCAACUAAUUGACCUACUUAAGUCGAAAAUAAAGUGAACUUGUUUAUUAAAAAAAAAGCUAAUUAAAUUUGAAAUCUGAGGAAACAAUUAUAUUGUGGUAACGGUUUUGCGGUGAAAGCCUUUGACAGGACAUGAAUACGGGUUAGUUCCAAAUGGAUAUACCAUAGAGCUUUUGAUCGGUCACCUUUUGAUGUACGAAAAAACUAAGAUAAUAUCUUGUGAACAUAAUGUCAAGCGGCUCAAAGAAUUUGCGAACACUGUAGCCAAAAGUAUGAGUGACUCCUAAACUCUUACAAAAUUGUGGUAAUUCCAACAUUUAUAUAUUUUCCAUCAAAAAGACGCAUAAGAGGUGCAAGUGAAACGGUCAGAUAUAUGCAUAUCGACAGCAACACUGAUUCCGAACGCUCAAUUCACGCGAUAUACGCACUUUUGAUUCUGCUUGAGGCUCGUCACGCAUUGACCUGCGUACGCACUGAGCACACGCACUCACACACGGCACUUCGUCCACGACUUACAGAUUAACGGCGUAAAGGGCGGGACUCGGUGAAAGUUCAGUGAUGGCCGUUGUGCGUAGAUGCGGGUGACAGAUUGCGUCGAAUGCCCUUUGAUGUGCGCAAGCAAUUAAAUUGUGAGCUGACAAAUAAACAAUGAAAGCGCGAGGCGAAAAUCGAAUAAAUGAACAAUAUAAAUAAAUUAUAAGACAAAUUUUGUUAAAAGGCAUUCGAGUGUCUCGAUAGGCGUUCAGUGAGACCUCUGUCUUGCCGAGUUUGGCAUGCAAAUUUUGUUAUGAGUUGCUGAUUUAACGCCAAUAUGCAAAUUGAGCAGAUCAACAGCGCAGCAGCAGAGUGCUAAAAUUCAACGCGAAACAAUUUUAAACUGUUAAACUGUUAGUGUUGUUGUGUGAAUAUAUACAUAUAGAAAGUUAUAUAAUGAAAUCACGAUGACUUGCAGUAAAUUUUGAGUCUCUAUUUUAUCGAACACUGCCAGCAUAUGUUGGAUUAGUGGCUUAAGAAGUUGCAAAGAAAUAAAUAAGUUGUGAUUGUUGUUGCAGCGGCAGAGAAUAUUUCUGAAGUAAUUUCGAGGCAUGGUGUCAAGUUGACAGCCCUUGGCCGGCUGGAAUUCCGUGUCCAAUCCGCUUACUUAGACCCGAUUCUCGUGGGAACAGAGUAAAAAAGGCUUCGUGAACUUUUUAUUUCCCCGAAACUUUAUAGAUUUUAGAGCUCUUUGAGAAUUCAGUUGAAAUGUCAACAAAUUUAUAGUUUUGUUCAUACGCAGAUCAUUUAUUGUGCGAGUGAGACUCAAACCCACAGCGCGUGAUAGUCACAUAUGCCGCUUAAAUUGUGCUGCCGCUUUAUUUUUUCUACUUUUAUUCGGGUCACCUAUGUAAAACAGUUCAUAAGUUAUUCAUAAUAGACUAUUUUUAGCGUCAACAAGCAGGUAUUGUCGCUAUCUUUAUAAUCUUUUUAAUAAUUUCAAAGAUCUCUUCAUAACAUAUUUUUACAAAUUCUGUUUUGCGCUUUUUGCGUACGCACCUGCGCCGUCGACAACGCCGCGGCCGCCGCGCAGCGCUGACGUUUCCGUUGGCACGGCGUCUGUCAUUUUCUCGAGCUGUUAAUUGAAUUCCAAAACACCCCGAAGUUGUUUGCGCGUGGGCCCAGCUCCAGCGGACCCGUUUUUCCAGCAAACUGCACGAACGCAGUGCGCAAAGCGCGCGCAAGUGCGGCGAGCAAGAGGCGCGCGGCGUGCAGAUCUGCAGCUAUUUAGAUUAGUUUUCGUGCGCAGCGUAAUUUAACUUGCAAAUGUACGCAUUCCAAGCCGCUAAAUAGACUUAUACAAUGCCACAAAAACAAACACUGUGAACAAUAUAUUUUAAUGUAUAUGAAAGGUAAGACAAUAAAAAGCCAAAUACAUCUGUGCGGAUGGUAUAAUAUGCUUCAGAUGCGAUAACGUUGCGUUGCCCAACAACAACGACAACAAUGAAAUAAUUAGCGACCACGCCAACAGCGCUUUCACUUUCAGGGGACGCUCGUCGAACGCCAAUACCCGGCCGCGUCGCAAUAGCCGCAAUAUUUUAGCGGCCCUCCGCCGUCGCCGCGUUUGUGUCUUGUAGCCAGAAGAGUGCGCGUGCAUUUCGUGCAGCUUCUAUAUUUUUUUCGGUGUUUUCGUUGGUAUUUUUUCUGCACUUCUUCUCAGAUCAGCGACAACGUGUGUGUUGCGUUAAUUGCCGCCAUCGUCACUGCGUAUAUUCUGCUUCUUCUGCUAACACUCGAGUAACAACAAAGCCGCACCGGCAUCUGCGGUUUUCCGCAGCACCAAAUCAAGUCAACUGCCCGCUGCCAGCCGCGCUGAACAUGACAAAAACGCUUAAGCAACAACGCGUCAGUCAACCUGCAAGCUAACCAGGUUGGUCAAACGGCCGCAGUAAGUGCGAAGUCAGUCAGUCGAGCAGUUCACAGUGAAGCGGUCCAAUACCGCUGCCUCCACUAACAAAUACCAACCAUACAAAGUAGUCGCUAUUUGGCGAAGCUGCACCUCGAGAUGGAUCCACUCACAGUUUUGCUGCUCUCGUUCAUCAUCCUGGCGCUUAUUUGCAUACAUUUGCACCGCAAACAACAGUACUGGGAAGCGCAAGGCAUACCGCUGCUUAAACCGUUCUUGUUCUUCUUCUACGGGCGUGGUCGCAUUGGCACCGAUUGUCAUGCUAUCGACAUACCCAACGAAGUCUAUCAACGCUUUCGCGAAUCGGGUGCACCCUUAGCGGGCAUGUUCAUGCUGAGCGAUCCGCUUAUCAUACUACUCGAUUUGGAGCUCAUCAAACAUGUGUUGAUUAAAGACUUUGCCAACUUCAGUUAUCGCGGACUCUACCACAAUCUACGCGAUGAUCCGCUGAUGGGUAAUCUAGCUGCAAUCGACGGUCCUUACUGGAAGCGGCUUCGCGCCAAAUUGACACCAUCCUUUACCACGGGCAAAAUGAAAUUUAUGUAUCCCACACUCAUAAAAGUGGCCGAACAGUUGCCUGGAGUUGUGGAUCGGCGUCUCUCCGACGCAGGCAUAAUCGACGUAAAAGACCUGUCAGCCUGCUAUACCACCGAUGUGAUAGCGAGCUCUACACUUGGCAUUGAGUGUGAUAGUCUGCACAAUCCACUUGAGGACUUCCGUCUGAUCACAGUCAAGUUUUUCGAGGAGUACAGUGUAACACGUGAUUUGAUUAGCCAACGCCUACCGCAGCUCGCCAAAAUGUUGCACUGGACCAACACACCAAAAGUGGUGACAGACUUCUACAUCAAAGUUGUGCGCGACAAUAUAGCCUACCGUGCGGAGCAUGGCAUUGUACGGCAAGACUUCUUGCAAAUUAUGAUCGAUCUCAUUAAAACCGAAGCACUCACAAUGGAAGAGAUUGCUGCGCAGGUGUUUGUCUUCAUUAUUGCGGGCUAUGAAACCACUUCGACGACCAUGACAAAUUGUCUGUGGGAACUGGCGGUGAAUGAGGACAUACAAGAGCAAGUGCGCGAGGAAGUUGUUCAAGUGAUGCAGGAGCACGAUGAUGUGCUCACUUACGAGUGUCUCAAGCAGAUGACCUACUUGGAUCAGGUGCUCAAAGAAACCUUGCGUAAACAUCCCAUUGCGCCUGCGUUGAAGCGUGUUGCUUACGAAGACUAUAAGGUGCCUGGCACCAACUUUGUCAUCAAAGCCAACACCACGGUGCUCAUACCGUCCGAAGCAAUACAACACGAUCCACGCUACUACCCAGAUCCAGAGAAAUUCGAUCCCUUGCGUUUCACACCCGAAGCCAUGGAGGAGCGACACCCGAUGACAUUCCUACCAUUCGGCGAUGGUCCACGCAACUGUAUUGGCUUGCGCUUCGGCCGCAUGCAAGUGCUCAUCGGUUUGGCAGUGAUGUUACGUAAAUAUCGUUUUAGUGUGGCACCAACCACACCCAUACCGCUGGUGUACGACCAAACCAUUUUAUUACGUGCGCCGAAAGGUAAAGUGGAACUCAAGUGUGAGCGUUUGGUUGAGGAGAAAUUUGCAGAUCAUAUACCGAAGGCUGCUAACGAAGAGGUGGAAAACUUUGCCGCAAGCAUAAGAGAGCGGCGCGAGUAUGAAUGCACAGAUGGCGAGAGAAAUAAAUAAUGCACGAAGUGUGCGGAGAUAGAAUUGUGGUUCGAAGAAGUAUGAAAUUUUGUCACAGUUAGUUUGAGUGCUUUGAGCCUACUUUUUGAAGAGGUUGUAAUGAUUCUUAGUGCCGUUUUCUCAAAGUCUGUUUAGUAGGCAUUAAAAAGGUACUUUUUCGAAAGCAGUAGUCUUGGUUAAGUAACCAGAACUUAACUGACAGUUGGCUGCUAAACAGACAUUGAGUACGCGGCUCCUAGUUUAGCUUAUAAUUAUUUUAGACCUGAUAUGAGUAGGUUGUGAAAAAUUUAAGCGAGAUACGAGGCGCUCAGAAAAUUCAUUAGUUAAAAUAUAUUUCCUAACACAUUAUGUACCUAAAUAUAGACGUAUAGUUACGGGCCCUAUGCGUUCGCUUAGUUGCUUAGUUAGUACCCAGCUUUAAUGCGACCGAAAAGUAUAGCUAAGAGAAUGGUGCUCCAGUACCGCUCGCCAAAUAAAAUCGCAAAAACUUUUGGCAAUACAAUAUACAUAUAGUUUGUGUAAUAUAAUAUAUAUUUACACUUUAAUACAUAAUAUUUGUAUAUUUACACUUUAAUGCCUGUCGUCACCUAAAAUGCAAAAUAACGUAAAAUGACUUUUCAUAACUUCACAGUCGAAUGAAAAACGUUAUAAUAGAAACCACUCAAAUUGAAAAGAAAUUUGAGUUUUGGUUAUAUAUUGGUUAUCAUACCUGUAUAAAUUGGUUAUAUAUCGGUUAUAAUACGUAUAUAAAAUGGUUAUAUACCGGUUAUUAUAUCUAAUUUUAAUUUUUUUAUGAUACGUUGUUUUGCAUUUUAGGUGAUUUUAUAUUUUUACCGUUAUUUUUAUACUUACGCGUGUUUUAUUAAAUGCUUUAUUAAAAGAAAUGUUAUUUUAUAUUUGUAUUUUUUUCAAAUAAAUUGUUUUGAUUU
Messenger RNA from Bactrocera neohumeralis, 5081 nucleotides. Its product is annotated as probable cytochrome P450 6a13. Gene Ontology annotation, molecular function: oxidoreductase activity, acting on paired donors, with incorporation or reduction of molecular oxygen; heme binding; iron ion binding. The transcript is spliced from 2 exons. The record is from RefSeq and is a predicted model, not a curated record. The coding region runs from base 2557 to 4152 and encodes 531 amino acids. Lineage: Eukaryota; Metazoa; Arthropoda; Insecta; Diptera; Tephritidae.